Molecule: messenger RNA, 1963 nt
Organism: Ilyonectria robusta
Lineage: Eukaryota; Fungi; Ascomycota; Sordariomycetes; Hypocreales; Nectriaceae
Exons: 3
Coding region: 252-1715 (487 amino acids)
Molecular function (GO): protein dimerization activity
Source: RefSeq, a predicted model, not a curated record
CCAAGCCCGCGUCCUCGAAGUAAGGGUUUGCAUCAAGGUCAGGAUCAACAACAUCCACAAGGAACACCAGCCAGUGGAACACCAACCAGGACGACCUCGACACGAGAACACGCACACGAAACGAGACGAGGCUCGGACCACGCAGGUCGCCCGAUUCUAGACCGGACCCGAGUAAGCAUCAUCGCAAGCGCCAUCGACUCAUCGCAAGCGACAACUCCACGGCCCACUCCUCACCUUACCCGGACCUUACUAUGGCGGGGGAGCACGCCGGGGAUGCGUCAUUCUAUGACUUCCUCAUCGACGAGCCCGAGAUUGCCAUGCCCAUUCCGACCCCAGCGUCCUCCGAAGAACGCCUCGAUGCGACCCCGAACACCACCGGCCGGCCCCAUCUCGAACAUCUAGCCCGCCUACAACAGCCCAUUUCCUCGCCAAAUCGCACCAGCGCCCAGCCACAGCGGCACCUGCCGAACCCAGUCGACCCGCGCCACCCUUCCCUUGCUUCUGUGGCUUCCCACGUGGCGCCGCCGCCCCAGCCGCACCUCCCCACUCGCCAUCCCCAGCUCGAUCCGUCACGUGCUGCAUCACGCCCCCUCCUGCACCCGCAACAUCCAGGCGUGCUCGACUUACACGCCCGCGACUUACACGCCCAUCACCCUCACGGCUCAGCAGCUCUGGCGCCUGCGACCUAUGGAACUCCCAUUACUAUGGCGCCGGCGGUCUCUUCGAUGCCCGUGGAUUGGAGCCUGUAUGGCGUCGCUCACCCUUCCAUGGCGCUGAACCCGACUCCGUUCGAUUUUGAGGUGCCCGGGACCAUGAUACCCCCAAUGCCCCAUCACGCGCACCUCUCGCCGACCGUCUCCGAUGCCACUCUGGGAUAUGGAAAUGCACUGGUCUCUCCUUCCAGCAUCCAUUCCUCCCAGAGCCAAUACGGAUUCGGCACUUCCUGGGACGAGAGCCUUGGCCACCGCGACGGCAGCACUCCAACGGUAACUACCCCGGCGGCUCAGAUCUCAACCAAUCCCUGGACCGAUCUGGAUGAACUUCAGGAAGAAACCGAGCGUGCCCAAGGUUCCCGUCCCAAGAAGGCUCCCCGCCCCAGAAGACAGAAGAAGGACGCUCGCAAGUCCAGCGACGCCAGCGUCAGGACGUCCCCCGAUGCUGGCAGCCCCAGCUCUGCCUCCCAGAACAGCCGAGCCAGUGCCGCAUCCAAGGCCACUUCCAUGGCAUCUUCCAAUGUCUCCUCGUCGUCCACCUCCAGCCGUCUCAGUAAGCUCCGCAGCGCCUCUCGCACCUCCAAGAACAGCUAUACCAAGCCCUCCGACACCCCAGAAGAGCGCCGUACCCGCGCCUCCCACAACCUCGUCGAGAAGCAGUACCGAAACCGCCUCAACGCCCAAUUUGAGUCACUCCUCAAUGCCCUCCCUGAGAAUAUCCGCACGGGCGGUGACGGCGAGGACUCCGAUGGCGGCGGACCCGUUGACUGGGGCGACAGGCGGGUGAGCAAGGGCGAGGUGCUCGAGAUGGCCCGCAAGCACAUCGAAACACUCGAGCAAGAGCGCGAUAUGCUCGAGCGCGAGAAAAACGAGCUUCAGGGAAGUCUGCAUCAACUCAAGAACUCUGCUUCGGAGGGUGAAGGCACAAUGUCUGCAGGUCACGACACACCACUAGAUUUCAGCAUCAGCAUGGACGAUGACGAUGACGACGAGCCAAAAUAAGCGCACUUCGAUCGCUAUAAUUUGCACGACACGAAAAUCUACACCAAAUUCAUUCGUUUGCCGGUUUAUAUUCAAGGCUUCUACUUCAAAAGGAAAUUAGGCAAGGGUCCAGGUUUUGCAAGGAACAGGCUUCAGAUAGCACGUUUUCACGAACAGGUGGAGUUGCACAAGACUGGGGAUGGGGAUCUGGGCAUCCAGUGCUACGCUGAGGCGGGGACAUGGACGGGGGGUUGGACUUUUGCUUCUAA